Molecule: messenger RNA, 1693 nt
Organism: Mya arenaria
Lineage: Eukaryota; Metazoa; Mollusca; Bivalvia; Myida; Myidae
Product: GTP-binding protein Rheb-like
Exons: 1
Coding region: 111-653 (180 amino acids)
Biological process (GO): small GTPase-mediated signal transduction
Cellular component (GO): plasma membrane
Molecular function (GO): GTP binding; GTPase activity; GDP binding
Source: RefSeq, a predicted model, not a curated record
CACGUGUAUGUGAAUUCUAUUCUUUCUUCCCCCAAAAAUUAAGUAAAAGAAUAACAUGGUGGAGAAUCCAAACUUUUAGUAUAAAUAUAAACAAUUCUGUGCAAGAUCCGAUGUGGGAUUUCCAGGGCAAAGACGAUGUGGAAUUCGGUUUGGGGCGACAUUCGAUCAGCAGCCGCGACGUCAACGGACACGGUCACCGAUGCGAACCUAGAUUUCAAAGUUUUCGAAACCAGCACAUGAACAUGGACGAAUCUUUCUCUGGCCAGGAAUAUGCUUUCCAGCUGGUUGACACAACAGGACAGGAUGAGUACUCCAUACUACCUCAGUCAUAUUUCAUGAACAUUGACCGCUACAUUCUAGUCUACUCAGUAAACUCUCUGAAAAGUUUUGAAGUGCUACAUUUCGUGUAUGACAAGCUGCUCGACAUGAAGGGGAACAUCGGCCAUGUUCGUAGCAUCCUCGUUAGCGACAUGUCAGAUCUCAGCAUGGAGAGGGGGGGGUCAGAUGCCGGCAGGCGCUUAAAUGAGUGGAAGACACCGUUCAUGGAGACAUAUGGCAAAGAACAAUUUACUAUAAGCCGCUUGUUCGAUCAGAUCAUCAUGACAUUGGUGAAAGCUGUAAUGUCAGAGAAGAAGGACUGUGUAAUCUUUUAGACCCCAUUGCCAUGGAGACAGCUAAUUUCCACUGUGUUGACUUGGCCAAGGAUAAACUGUUUAAAUGUGAAUCGUUAAAGGCAGUACAGAAAAGUGUUUUUUUUUUGAGAUUCAUGAUUUUAGUUUUUGUAUGAAAAUAUCGCUUGUGCGAUGUUAAAUCAAUGUCAAAAUGUUUAUGAAUAUGACCUAUGUUUUGUCUCAAUCAGGGUUACUAACUCUUGUAUUGAUUGUUGCGAUUGUUUUUCUGGUUAUUUCCCUUUGCUAUCUUACGUUAAAUACCUUUGCUCUCAAAGUGAUGUUAUCUAAUGACUGUUUCAUAUUAUUGUUUUUAGAGCAUCUAAUUAUUGGGUUGCUGGUAUGACAAUUACAAUUGUAAUACUUUAGAAUGUGUAUAUGUGAUGUAUGUGUAUCAAGUUUAAUGUGCCAAUAUGCAAGUAAUUAUCUUCCUACAUAUUGUGUCAUAACGUUUUCGCAUACUCAUGUUGGUCAGGUUUCACAUUUGUACCAGUUCUGUUUAUUCUUCUGUUAAGUAGUUUAUGGGAGUCUGUAUGUUGUAUUAGAUUUAAGGACACUGUGAAUAGUAUUAUGUCUCUUAAGAGGCUCAUUUAAUAUAUGUCUUAAGACUGUCCUAAGUUUAACGUUUUUGCAAUUGACUGUCAUAUUAGUUAUAGUUUGAUUUAAAAAGUCAUGCAGGGUAUUGUUUCAACAGUUUUCCUUUUCUCGGUUGUCAGUAUUAAUUAUAUCAAUAGUUUUUACCAUCUCUCUUGUAUUUGAUGUCUGGGACAUAGUUGAGGUGAUUGCCUGUAUAUUUGUAGUAUGUAUGUCGUCUUUGGAAAGGAUCCAUCCAUUGGCAUUAAUGUGUGUGUGAGUAAUUGAGUUAAAGGGCCAUCAUGUCAGUUGAAUCUUGGUACGUCAUAUGUUAUGUUGAUCAUAUUGUGGUAAUAUUGUGUUUGUUGAGAAACCCCAGAUCUGCAUUCUCUUCGGAAAUUUGGGGACAAAUUUAAUUUGGGGGGGGGGGGGGGAGAUGUUGUGUAUUUGUG